Messenger RNA from Leptonychotes weddellii (Weddell seal), 1326 nucleotides. Its product is annotated as heterogeneous nuclear ribonucleoprotein F-like. Lineage: Eukaryota; Metazoa; Chordata; Mammalia; Carnivora; Phocidae. The record is from RefSeq and is a predicted model, not a curated record. Gene Ontology annotation, molecular function: RNA binding.
CGCCAGUCUGAGUUUUGUCUCCUGCUUUUAGAGCCACAAAAAGCUGCACCCAAGCUUGUUUGACAUCUGUCCUCUCAAAUGUCCAUGAUGCUGGAUCCCGAGAGAGGUGAAGGCUUUGUGGUCAAGCUCUGUGGCCUGCCCUGGUCCUGCUCUGUUGAGGAUGUGCAGAAUUUCCUUUCUGACUGCACAAUUCAUGAUGGGGCUGCAGGUGUUCAUUUCAUCUACACUAGAGAAGGCAGGCAGAGUGGUGAGGCUUUUGUUGAACUUGAAUCAGAAGAUGAUGUAAAAAUGGCCCUUAAAAAAGACAGGGAAAGCAUGGGACACCAGUACACUGAGGUGUUCAAAUCCCACAGAACCGAGAUGGAUUGGGUGUUGAAGCACAGCGGUCCAAACAGUGCCGACACCGCCAAUGAUGGCUUCAUGCGGCUUCAAGGACUCCCAUUUGGAUGCACCAAGGAAGAAAUUGUUCAGUUCUUCUCAGGGUUGGAAAUUGUGCCAAAUGGGAUGACAUUGCCUGUGGACCCCGAGGGCAAGAUUACAGGAGAAGCCUUUGUGCAGUUUGCCUCCCAGGAGUUAGCUGAGAAGGCCCUAGGGAAGCACAAGGAGAGAAUAGGGCACAGGUAUAUUGAAGUGUUCAAGAGCAGUCAGGAAGAAGUUAGGUCAUACUCAGAUCCCACUCUGAAAUUCAUGUCUGUACAGCGGCCGGGGCCCUAUGACUGCCCCGGCACAGCCAGGAGGUAUAUUGGCAUUGUCAAGCAAGCGGGCCUGGAGAGGAUGAGGUCUGGUGCAUAUAGUGCAGGCUACGGGGGCUAUGAGGAGUACAGUGGCCUCAGCAAUGGCUACGGCUUCACCACUGAUCUGUUCGGGAGAGACCUCAGUUAAUGUCUCUCAGGCAUGUAUGACUACAGAUACGGAGACGGCAAGUUCACUGUCCAGAGUACCACUGGACACUGCGUCCACAUGAGAGGGCUGCCAUACAAAGCCACAGAGAACGACAUUUACAACUUCUUCUCUCCACUCAACCCUGUGAGAGUCCAUAUUGAGAUUGGCCCUGAUGGAAGAGUGACGGGCAAAGCCGAUGUCAAGUUUGCCACUCACGAAGAAGCUGUGGCAGCUAUGUCCAAAGACCGGGCCAACAUGCAACACAGACACACAGAACUUUUCCUGAAUUCCACAACUGGGGCCAGCAAUGGGGCAUAUAGCAGCCAGAUGAUGCAAGGCAUGGGGGUGUCAGCCCAGUCCACUUACAGUGGCCUUGAGAGCCAGUCGAGUGGCUGUUAUGGGGCUGGCUAUGGAGGCCAGAACAGCAUGGAUGGAUAUAACUAG